Lycium ferocissimum is the source of this 2061-nucleotide messenger RNA. RefSeq lists its product as uncharacterized. The transcript has 5 exons. The coding region runs from base 240 to 1544 and encodes 434 amino acids. The record is from RefSeq and is a predicted model, not a curated record. NCBI's taxonomy places the organism in Eukaryota, Viridiplantae, Streptophyta, Magnoliopsida, Solanales, Solanaceae.
GUCCUCUGCCAGUCUGCAUUGCCUUUUUUUUCUUCUUUUUGGCUUAAAAUAAAGCUUCAGAAUCUUCUUUUCCUUCCUCCACACUUAUUCUCUCCCUACAUAAAGCAAACAUUCUCUUUACACCUCAAAAUCAUAAUUUUGUCUUAAAGAAACAGAGUUUUCUUCUAAUAAACAGUAAAGGGCUUCAGAUCACAAACUCAAAUCUCAGAUUAUAGCAGGAAUCCAUAAGCUUUGCACGAAUGGGUGACAAGAACGAAACUUUACUGAACAAGAGCAAGAGCAAGGAAAUAGAACGAACAAUAUCAAACUCAUACGACGAAUUACGCAGUUUCAGAACAUGGUUAAAAUGGAUGUGUGUGGAUCAAUCUGACCCGUAUUCAGCUUGUCUUUCAUGGUUCGUCUUCGUAUUAUUCGCCAUUAUCGUACCUUGCCUUUCGCAUUUUCUUCUGGCUUGUAGAGAUUGUGAUGCUACACACAGUAGACCGUACGAUGCUGUUGUGCAGCUGUCGCUUAGCUGUGUUGCUGCUCUGUCAUUUGUUUGUCUUUCACGGUUUGUUAAGAAGUAUGGAUUGAGGAGGUUUUUGUUCCUUGAUAAGCUUUGUGAUGAGAGUGAAACAGUUAGAAGAGGCUACACUGAACAACUCAAUAGCUCACUAAAGAUCCUAUUCACAUUUGUCCUGCCAUGUUUUGCUGCUGAAUGCGCGUACAAGAUUUGGUGGUACAGUUCCGGUGGGACCCGAAUUCCCUUCUUGGGAAAUGUCAUUGUGAGUGACACAGUUGCAUGUAUUCUAGAGCUGAGUUCUUGGCUUUACAGGACGGUCGUGUUCUUCCUAGUCUGUAUCCUUUUCCGGUUGAUAUGUUACCUCCAAAUCCUCCGACUACAAGAUUUUGCGCAGUUCUUUCAUGUAGAUUCGGAUGUUGAAUCGGUGUUGAGAGAGCACCUUAGAAUUAGGAGGCACUUGAGGAUUAUUAGCCAUAGGUACCGGUCUUUCAUCUUGUGGGCAUUGAUGUUCAUUACAGCAAGUCAAUUCGCGUCCCUUCUCAUGACCACACGCUCUACUGCAGAUCUUCAUAUCUACAAAAGUGGUGAACUCGCGCUUUGCUCUGUCAGCCUUCUUGCUGGUCUCAUGAUACUGUUGCGAAGUGCAACCAGAAUUACACACAAGGCUCAAUCUGUAACCUGCCUUGCAGCCAAGUGGCAUGUGUGCGCAACAAUAGAUUCAUUUGAUUCGACUGAGGCUGGGACUCCAAUUACUCGAGUGACCUGUGAUCAAGUUUUCCCUGUAUGUUCCGGAGGAUCAUCUGACGCUGAUGAUGUCGGAGAUGAAGAAGACGAGUUGGAUAAUACGAAUUUUGUCCCUGCAUAUGCCUAUAGCACAAUUUCAUUCCAGAAAAGACAGGCACUAGUGACAUAUUUUGAGAACAACAGAGCAGGAGUAACAAUUUAUGGAUUCAUGCUGGAUAGAAGUUCUAUUCACACAAUAUUUGGGCUAGAACUUUCAUUGGUGCUCUGGUUGCUUGGGAAAACCAUUGGCAUUUCUUGAAUCAUUAGCUACACAUUAUGUUGCUCGGACUCUCCAAGAAUGUUGUCGCACCCGUGAUGGAUCCUCUAAAACUGCACUACUUUUGAAGGAUCUGACACGCAUUAGUUGAUAUUCUUGAAGAGUCCGAGCAACAUACACAGUCGAAAGCGGACUUUUUGACUUGUGCAAUUGUUGGAGUUUAAAGAUAUCAUAUAAGAGAAAGAUGGCGGAAGUUAACCAAACACAAUUUACAAGUUUCUCAGUCCUUUUCCUCCGGUGCCUCUUGUUCAUUCUGCUUCAUUUCAUCAUUUUGUUGUGUUAUUCUGUUCAUAGGUCCGAGCCCUUCUUAGAAGACGAGCAUAUGCAUAGAUCUAUUUAUUGAUCUUACUUUUGUAUCAUUUCUGAUAUCAUAUUCUUUCUUUCUUUUAUUUGUAUUUUUGCUAGCUAAAUAACUUAUCAGGAUGAGUUGUAGUUCUGAUGCCACCUAUUUGAGGAAAUGUUGUUAUGCCAUGUUACUUCUGGAUUUUGUGUAUGCAAA